This is a messenger RNA of Oncorhynchus gorbuscha (pink salmon), 1576 nucleotides long. RefSeq names its product epithelial cell adhesion molecule (gene epcam). Gene Ontology annotation, cellular component: membrane. The record is from RefSeq and is a predicted model, not a curated record. The transcript is spliced from 7 exons. NCBI's taxonomy places the organism in Eukaryota, Metazoa, Chordata, Actinopteri, Salmoniformes, Salmonidae. Bases 229 to 1140 code for a protein of 303 amino acids.
AAUCAAACGAUUCUUAACUACAUCAUCAUAUAGAAAUAGACGUUACAACGUUGUUGCAGAAAGCGUUUAAACAGGUGCUACGCGGACAUACCGUUGCUCGUUUGGUGGACUAGGAAUCAUUGGAGUGUGUAAACUGGUUGAACGAGUCGUAGCUGUGAGGAAGAGAGUACGCUUGUGUCGUUCAGGUGUUUACUCCAUUUUUUUUCUCGGUUUUUCUCAAAUUCAACUAUGAAGAUUUGGAUUGCGCUUCUACUUGCGACUUUCGCAGUGGGUGCAUCAGCUCAAUGCACAUGUGAGAGUUUUAAGUGGGCUACAUGUGAUGGCACCCCUUGUCAGUGUGGCGUUCUGGUGGGAACUGGUGAGAUGCAGAACCUGAACUGCUCGAACUUGGUCCCCAAAUGCUUCCUGAUGAAGGCAGAGAUGUACCGUGCGAGGAAAGGCCUGUCCACUCGUACCGGAGGAAAGCCAGUCGAGACCGCCUUUGUGGACAACGAUGGCAUCUACGACCCAGACUGUGAGACCACUGGUGCCUUCCGGGCCAAGCAGUGCAAUAACACUAAGGAGUGUUGGUGUGUCAACAGUGCUGGCGUGCGCAGAACCGACAAGGGAGACGAGAGCCUUCGGUGUGAGAAGUUGGUGGAGACCUAUUGGGUUCGCCUGGAGCUCAAGCACAAGCCAGUGAACAACGCUGUGGAUGCUGCUAAGUUGCAGGCUGCCAUAGCAACUGCCAUCCAGAACCGUUACAGCUUUGACAAGACCUUUGUGAAGGAGGUGGAGUACGACCCUGAGGCUCGCCUGAUCGUUGUCGACGUCAAGAAGGAGAAGGGAGACCGCAAGGCCGACCUGUCUCGUAUGGCUUACUACAUGGAGAAAGACGUUAAGGUGCUGCCACUGUUCAAGGACCAGGCUAAGUUUGAACCCAGUGUGGACGGUCAGAAGCUGGAGAUGGAGGAUAUCUUGGUGUACUAUGUAGACGAGGAGGGCCCCACCUUCACCAUGAAGAGGCUGACCGGGGGAGUCAUCGCCGUCAUCGUGGUGGUCAUCCUGGCCGUGGCCGCCGGACUGCUGGUCCUCUACCUUAGGAGGAGGCAAGAGCGGGGGUACAGCAAAGCAGAGCCCAGAGAGAUGGAGGCCAUGUAGACAAAUAUUAACCACAGAGCUGGUUCUACGCUGAAAUAUUAACACCUUGUAUAGUGCCUUUUAUAUAACAUUCUGUUUGCAGUUGUGCUGUUUAAUAUUGUUACUUGAGGGAUGCCGUUUUGUAAAGAAUUGGUCAAAUCUAUUUAGCACUAUUACUACUACCCAGCAUUUUUAUUUAUGAGCUGUUGAUUUAAACGUGUAACCUUGAUUUAAAUGAAAUGUUUGAAUGCUGUAGAUUCCGCAAACUUGACUCUGGACAUCGAUGCCAAUUCCACUUUAAUAAUAAAAUGUUCCACACUAGUCAGGGACUUAUUUAGACCUGGGGCACCAGGUAGGUGCAAUUUUACUAUCAUGUAGAACAGAACUGGCAGGUUGUAUGGUUUCAUAUGAACUUUGUGUUUUUGAUCUUUAAUAAAGUAUGGAUUUUUAAAAUGUA